Molecule: messenger RNA, 2070 nt
Organism: Ficedula albicollis (Collared flycatcher)
Lineage: Eukaryota; Metazoa; Chordata; Aves; Passeriformes; Muscicapidae
Gene: NHLRC3
Product: NHL repeat containing 3
Exons: 7
Coding region: 16-1008 (330 amino acids)
Biological process (GO): proteasome-mediated ubiquitin-dependent protein catabolic process; negative regulation of translation; protein polyubiquitination
Molecular function (GO): translation repressor activity; ubiquitin protein ligase activity; protein binding
Source: RefSeq, a predicted model, not a curated record
GAGAGCUCUCCUUCAAUGCUCCCUUUGCGGCAGUGCCUGGCUUCCCCUCUUCUGCUGCAAAAACAGAACGAGAAGGUUUUAAAAGCACAGUACUUCUCUCCUUGGAAGGGAGAGCAACAGAUGUACAAGCUGGACAUAGGCUGGCCUAAAACUCCAGAAGACUUCACUGGCCAAACGUUUUGUGUUGCUGUUGAUUCUCUCCAUGGUUUGGUCUAUGUUGGACAACGGGGAGACAAUGUGCCAAAGGUACUUGUAUUCUCACAAGAAGGCUAUUUCCUUCACUCCUGGAAUGAUACAGUUGAAAUGCCUCAUGGUAUCUUUGUAUGGAACACUGAAACAGGAAGUUCAGUGUGGAUCACGGAUGUUGGAACAGGGAAAUAUGGUCACACAGUGAAACAGUAUAGCCCUUUGGGUAAACUUCUCCAGGUCUUGGGCACACCAGGUAAUGCUGGUUCAAGCUUGAUACCCCUGCAGUUUGAUCAACCAGCAGAGAUCUUUGUGGAGGAAACUGGAGAAGUCUAUGUCGUUGAUGGAGACGGAGGAAUGAACAACAGAUUGCUCAAAUUAUCAGAUGACUACAAAGAGAUAUGGCUGACUGGAUCAAAUGGGAGCGGCAUUGGUCAGUUCAAGAUUCCUCACAGUGUAACUGUGGAUGCUUUUGGACGGGUGUGGGUUGCAGACAGAGGCAACAAGAGAAUCCAAGUUUUUGACAAAGUCACAGGAGAAUGGCUCGGGUCUUGGAGUGGCUGUUUUUCAGAAGAUGGACCCUAUUCUGUCAGGUUUACUGCUGAUUACAAAUACCUGAUUGUAGCUCAGCUGAAUAUCAACCGGUUGGCAAUCUUGGCAGCACCUCCAGUUGGCUCCAUUGGGGACUGUGUCGUGGUCCACAGUAUCCAGCUGGCUGAUGAAACCAAACCACACCUUGUGGAUGUAGACAUGAAGAGUGGAGCAGUCUAUGUUGCAGAGAUUGGAGCCCAGCAAGUACAAAAAUAUAUACCCUUAAGCUGAUAGUUUCCCACAACUGCCAUGGCACAAGUGCUGUAACAUUUAUGACCUGUGACUACAUUUCCUUGAGUUCUUUAUAGUUUGUGUUUCCUUAGACAAGUACAGAACUUCACAAGUGCCCCCAGAACUCUAGAGCUAAGACUCUGUCCUAGAUGUUCUGGAGUUCUGGAGAAAUACUUGGUCUUGAGCUGCUACUUGUUUAAGUACUGAUAUGGUGACUUUUACUUUUGUUGCAAUUGUAAAAUGAUAAGCAUUUUAAUUUUAUUAUAUAAAACCUAACAAACACAAUUGUUGAUCUUAAAUGUAUGGGGUCAACUUGGGGCUCUACUUAGGCUGUGUGUUGUAUAUGGUCAGAAAUGUCUGAAAGAAGUUUUAUAAGUUAUUUCCUGGGAGAAGAGCAUUUUGUUUCAAUGUUUCUUCACUUUGUUUUUUGAAUGGUUGUGCUGAUGCUGUCCAGCAGAAAAUAUAAAGAUGUGUCACAAUGUUAAAUUAGAUGCUGCUGGAUAUUGGUGUCAGUACUGACACUGGCAUCUGCCUUAGGUGGUUAAUGACAUAAGUAUUGAAAUCUGUUUUCAGCUCUAGCUAAAUCCAUGAAGUCUGUAAUAAGCUUCAGCUAAAUUGAUAUUAGACACUUCAAACCAAAUUAAAAGUAUCUGCACAGCAGCCAAGUACUGAUUCUUAACUAAAUUAGUUCUUAACCUUAUUUGAUUUAUAUCAGCGUGAGUUUUCUGUUCCAUAAGAUUUCAUAGUGGAACAUAUUGAGGUUCAAGUCAUGUCAGUUCCUCAAGAAAAACAAAUUGCAAUUUGCUAGGAAAGUCUUAAUCAGCAGUAGGGACUGGGAGACAUACGAUUUUCUUCUGAUUCAGUUGAAGGUCUGUCAGUUAACAGCAAAGCAUCUGUUUUAAUUUAUUUCCAGAACUCAGACUUCAUCAACUCUAUUAAUGUGUAGAGUUAAGUUUCUUACACUAUAUUAUAGCAGAUGUCUCUAAGCUCUGUCCUAAAAAAUCCUACUUCUCCAUUCCCAGAACAAAGUGGUUCUGCUUUCUUUACAUGUUGCUACAAGAU